Messenger RNA from Eublepharis macularius, 663 nucleotides. Its product is annotated as noggin-like. Lineage: Eukaryota; Metazoa; Chordata; Lepidosauria; Squamata; Eublepharidae. The transcript has a single exon. The record is from RefSeq and is a predicted model, not a curated record. The coding region runs from base 1 to 663 and encodes 220 amino acids. Gene Ontology annotation, biological process: negative regulation of cell differentiation; osteoblast differentiation; negative regulation of BMP signaling pathway.
AUGCCUCAAUACAAUCCUGACGUUCACCUCAUCCGGAGUAAACCAAGCAACCAAGCAAGACCCUACAGCCUGUCUCUCUCUCCUGAUGACUAUCACUACUCCCCCAAACCCAAGCAUCUACGCACUCCUCGGCUGAUGAAAAUGCUGGGCUCAUCCUUUGACCCCUUCUGGAUGUCUCUUGAGGACCCCCGCAGACGGAACACAAGCCUAGAAGAACUGGGCACCCUGAGUGAGGAUCUGGCAGAACGUACAGCUCGAUUUAAGAAAAAACUCCUGCAGGAAGCUCAAGGACUGGCUCUUCCAGAGCUGCUGACUUCUGAAGAUGGUGUUCCGCACAAUCUGAGCCAAGCUGUCAAACAUCGCCUCCAACAAUGGCUUGUGGAUACUGCUACCUGCCACUUGACCUCUUCCUGGGUGGAUGUGGGACCCGUCUUCUGGCCACGCUGGAUACGCCACACAGACUGUGAACCUACCCAGGCAGGCUGCUCUUGGCCUCCUGGUAUGACUUGCCAACAUGCACAGGUCACCCACAUCAAGCUCCUAGCAUGGCACUGUUGGGCAAGCAAGGAGGAAGCUAUAGGUCCUAGAAAGCCCCUGCAGCAGUGUACCUGGAGGCAGAUCCCUUAUCCUGUGGUGGCUGCAUGCAAGUGUUCCUGCCAGUGA